Girardinichthys multiradiatus is the source of this 3514-nucleotide messenger RNA. Its product is annotated as rho GTPase-activating protein 17-like. The record is from RefSeq and is a predicted model, not a curated record. The transcript is spliced from 20 exons. NCBI's taxonomy places the organism in Eukaryota, Metazoa, Chordata, Actinopteri, Cyprinodontiformes, Goodeidae. Gene Ontology annotation, cellular component: intracellular anatomical structure; cytoplasm; cytosol. Gene Ontology annotation, molecular function: GTPase activator activity; protein binding. The coding region runs from base 318 to 2735 and encodes 805 amino acids. Gene Ontology annotation, biological process: positive regulation of GTPase activity; regulation of actin cytoskeleton organization; regulation of Rac protein signal transduction.
CGGGAAGUAGAAGCACUUCCUCCUUCCUACCUCUCCUUGCUCUGAAACCAGUGGGGAACCAGGCGCCUGUCACAGCUCGAAAACACUGAUUUCUUUUAAGGGGGAGGACAGACCCAAACCAGGGGCGGAUGUCAGCCGGUUCGGUUCUGAAAGCUUCUCAGUUUUCAGUGCGUAGAAAGUGACCGGAGUGAAAAUAACAAUGGCUGCGACGUAGCGGAACUUUUAGAUCCAGGGGGUGGAUGAUCGAGAGUCGGACUCAGUCGGUGCUGUUGGUGACUUUUACGGACUAGAAGGAGACUUGGAGGAGGACUUUCAACAUGAAGAAACAGUUCAAUCGCAUGAAGCAGCUGGCCAACCAGACUGUUGGAAGAGCUGAAAAAACAGAGGUCCUGAGUGAUGACCUCCUUCAGAUCGAGAAGCGGAUUGAGAUGGUGCGGUUGGUGUCGCACAACAUGCACAAGAGGCUGGUGUCCUGUCUGCAGGGUCAACUAGGCACCGACACAGAGAAAAGACAAAAAAAGCUACCGCUGACGGGGUUGUCCCAGACCAUGCAGGAGGGUGGUCUUCAGCUGGGGGAUGAGAGUCUGAUUGGCAAGAUGUUGGAGGUGUGUGGAGAGACAGAAAACCAGUUAGCCACCGAACUUAUGCAGCAUGAACUGCAGAUCGAAAAAGAUAUUAUGGAUCCUCUUAACCAGCUGGCAGAGGUGGAGAUUCCUAAUAUACUGAAACAGAGGAAGCAACUUGCCAGACUAGUUCUGGACUAUGACUCGGCAAAAACGAGGUGGUAUCAGGCAACAAAGUCCAACAACCAGGCCAUGGCAGCUAAAUUAGACUCACUCAAAGAUGAGAUGGACGAAGCUCUCAAUAAAGUAGAAAUAUGCAAGGACCAGCUCUCUGCAGACCUGUACCACUUUGCCUCAAGGGAGGGAGAAUACGCACGCUAUUAUGUCAUGUUAUUAGAGGCCCAAGCAGAGUAUCACAAGAAGUCUCUGGUAGCGCUGGAAGCAGCUCUUCCCACCAUCCAAACACAGCAAGAUUCAUGGAUGGAGAAGCCCGCGUUCGGCACGGCGCUGGAGGAGCACCUGAAGAAGAGCAACCGAGAGAUUGCUCUGCCCCUAGAGGCCUGCGUCAUGAUGCUGCUGGAGACCGGCAUGAGGGAAGAGGGACUUUUCCGGAUUGCUGCCGGAGCUUCAAAGCUUAAAAAGUUGAAAGCAGCUCUGGACUGUUCCACCUCACAGCUCGAGGAGUUCUACUCAGACCCACACGCAGUUGCUGGAGCCCUGAAGUCCUACCUCAGGGAACUACCUGAGCCUCUAAUGACAUUUAGCCUGUACGAUGAGUGGAUACAGGCCUCCAACAUAUCUGACACCGCCUCGAGGCUCCAAGCCCUUUGGGUGGCAUGUGACCAUUUGCCAAAGGCUCACAAAGCUAACUUUAAGUAUCUGGUGAAGUUCCUGGCUAAACUGGCUCAGGAAAGUGAGGUCAAUAAAAUGACUCCUAGCAACAUCGCUAUCGUCCUGGGGCCUAACCUGCUCUGGGCAAAAACAGAGGGGACGCUGGCAGAGAUGGCAGCAGCUACGUCUGUCCAUGUUGUGGCCAUCAUAGAACCCAUCAUCCAACAUGCUGAUUGGUUCUUCCCUGAAGAGGUGGACUUCAAUGUUACAGGCAUGUUUUCCAUGCCCAGCCACCCACCAACCCCAGACCUGGAACCCGGGCUGGACAGGAAGCGCCCCGGCAGCACUGGGCACGACGGGGACUCUCACACGCCCCGUAAAGACAGCCCUGUUAACAAACCGGAGCCCACUCCACGCAGAACCGGCACUGUAAAUAGAAAGCAGACACAACUAACCUCACCCACCUUCCAACCCACACUGCCCCCUCUGGAAACCGGUGGUCCCUCCCAGCCUGAGCCGCAGUCCCCCCAGGUUCAGUCGCCAGCUCCAGAGGCUAAGCAGCUGGGUCUGAGUGCUGCUGGUGGUGGUGGCGGAGGUGGUGAAGCUCAAGGGGGUGGGGUCCAAGCAGCCGCUGUUCAACCUCAGGUUGUAAUGCUCCUCGGCGCCGAGGACAGCAGCCAAGCCCGUGAGCCCACAUCCACCCCUCCUCCGCAGAGGAAUGGUUCACCCCAUCUUACAGUCGGGACCACGCUGUCACAGGGUGGGUCAAGAGGGCCGAGUCCACAUAUAAUCCGCAGAGGCACCAAAAAGCAGGCACCAGCUCCACCCAAACAGCCCAGCCCAUACGCUUUUCAGUCCAGUAGCCCCCAGCUGCCCAGUUCUCCCAGUCACCCACCCCUCACAUCCCGUCGUCACUCCAGCAAAGAUGUCAUCCAAGCCCCGAGCCAUCCACCGCCACAGCCUCCUCUAGCCCACCAGCCGGCGCAGGGAGGCCGCGAGCCCUCGCCCCCACCCCCAAGAACGCCCACUCCUCCCGAUACUCCACCGUCAUACCACACUGGAUCUCUUCCUCGCCCCUCCAGGCCCACUCCAAAGCCGCGACCACGACCCAGCAUGCCUCCACCACCACAGCCUGCAGCUAAUGACAACGGUAAUGGCGUCUGCAACUCUGCAUCCAAGAUCAUAACAGAUGGAAACCUGGUUAUAAAGAAGAUCGGAAAAGCUUUUGUCCCUCAGGUGAUCGAGGAGCAACAAGUGAUGGGCUCUGCUGGUCAAGAGCCCACCUCCACCCCGACCCUGCACCUAAACCGUCACAUCGAGACAGAGAAUACUGCUCUGUAAAAGAUGCUCUAGCUUUUAUCGUUAAUCUAAGCCUCGUUAUACAGUAGGGGUAUUAAACCACAAAACCCCUGUGCAGCCAUCACAUUGAACUCAUUUUGCUGUAUGAUAUGCUGAGUGUUCAGAGACUGGAUUGCAGAGCCAAAGCUUAAAGGACCUCAUUUAUAUAGCAGCUUAACUAUGUCAGUUUCUUUUGGAGACGAGCAUCGGAGUGCGGUUUUAGCUUUGUUUUACCCUUUUAACCUACAAGGUAUGGAUGAGAAGGUUUGAAUUCAAACUGAUGCCUAUUUAUCAUAAAACUAAACUGCAUUUUCACUUUCCAGGGUUUGCAGUUUCAUCUUACCUGUGUCAGUGUAAUGUUCAGACUCAGCAGGAAGGUAUUAAGACAUGGCUAAAGAGCUAAAGAUCAUUUUAACUUCUUUAGCACAUUAAACGUUGCAGUGACCAAAUACUUUUUGGGAAGGGUGCAAUAAGAUAUGCAGUUGUCUUCCGCUAAAGGCCUGUUCAGAGCAUGUUGCCGCGGUUUCAGGCAAUUUUACAGAGAUAUCUUGAGUAAUACAACAGGGUGCGGUUUGAUUUUCUUAUUUUUAAAUCAGGAUUUUAUUUCAUGUCCCCUAAGCUGAUUUUUAAAAGGAAAAGUCCUACUUAAUGCUUCAACAUUUGAUUUUAUUGUUAAAAGGGACAAUCUUUUUCCAUUUGUAACUAAUCACUCUUACACCAAAAUCAAAGCUUCGACCAAAUACUGGAGAACAAUUAAAAUCCUUUUUUGAGUAUGAUUUUUA